Molecule: messenger RNA, 1548 nt
Organism: Vitrella brassicaformis
Lineage: Eukaryota; Vitrellaceae
Source: the annotation of a GenBank genome assembly
AGAUCUCUCUCCAGCGUCGUCAUCGCCGGGGACGAUGAAGUGCGUACAGAGGAGGGUGGAAGCGGCGUCCGGGUGAGUGAAGGAUGGCAGACUCGCCCCUCACCUGGAGGGCGGAAGGUGAGUGAGAUGGCGGUGACGGCAUCCAUCUGCCUCACCGCUGAUUGCAAUGAACUCACUGAAUUCGUUGUCUGUUCGUUCGAUCUGGCGGCAGAGUGCGUGUACACGGCGUGCUACUGCGAGGAGAACGUCUGGUGGCUCUGCAAGCGCCUCGAGGACUGGAAGAACCGGCCGCCCGCACCGCAAGAACGACAACAAGAAGAUGAUGAUGAUGAGGAUGAGGAUGAUGAUGUCGACAUCGCAGGUAGCAGUGGUGUGCGCCGCCCGCCGAUGCUGCCCCUGCCCCUGGAUGACCUGUCCGUGUCGGUCUCGUCGCCUCCACCCGGCCAGCAGCACUUUGUGGGUGAGUGGACGGGCUACGCCGUGUUCGUGACGAACCCCAAGCAGCAGACGGUCAUGUGGCGGCAGAAGAGGGGCCGCGGGGCCGAUGGGCUCAUCGUAUGGUCAGUGUGUGUGUCUGCAUGGCAUGGGCAGGGGAGGGAGGGGAGGGAGGGGCGGGUGGCACACAUUUGUUUGUCGCUGAUGUAUGUUUCUCUCUCCCUGCCUGCCUGUGUCUCGGUUGGUUCAUUUCAUUCAGGGACUACCACGUGCUGUUUGUGGCGACCCACCACCCGGCUGAGUCGCCGGCAGAUGACGAGACCAGGUCGCAUCGGCGGGGCGGCAAGCGGAGGAGGGGUGCGGGCAGCCACACCGGGCCCAAUGUUUACGUGUUUGAUUUCGACACCACCCUGGGCUUCCCCGUGCCAUUUGACGCCUACUCCGUCGAGGCCAUACGGCAGGUGCGGUGCGCCGACACUAACUAAAGGACAGUGCGUGGCGUGCUCCUUACAUAUGUGCUGACUGUUGCGGGCGGUGUGUGUGUGUGUGUGUGUGUGUGUGCAGGUGCCUCCCAAUCUGCACCGGACUUUCCGUGUGGUCGAGGCCUCGCUCUUCCUGGCGCAGUUCGCGUCGGACCGGUCGCACAUGCGCCGUCCCGACGGCUCGUGGCAGGCGCCUCCCCCAUCCUACCCCGUAAUACGGCCCCCUGACGGGCAGACAGACAUGAACCUCCACACCUACAGGGACAUGGACACCAACAAGGUGGGAGGGGACAGACGGGGAGGGGGAUGUGGUUGCAAAUCUCUUCUGUCCGGCCAUCUCUCUCUCUCUCCCUCUCUCUCUCUCUCUGUGUGUGUGUCAGGAUGGUUUGUAUGGGCGUGUGUAUGGCGAGAGCGAGUUCGUGAGUCUGUUUGGGUCUGAGAGUGGUGUGGGAGUGCUGAUGAACGGCAUUGGGGUGGCUCAGCCGGCAAUGUAGUGAGUGCAGUGUGGAUGCCUGUAGAAGCGUGAUACAUUCCAUUUAUGUAUCUGUGAGUGGGGGCCGGGGCGCUGGAUGGGAUGCUGCCCUGCCUGCCUGCCUGCUUCGGUCCAUGCCGGCGCGUGCGGCGGCUCCAC